Molecule: messenger RNA, 789 nt
Organism: Phytophthora infestans T30-4
Lineage: Eukaryota; Oomycota; Peronosporomycetes; Peronosporales; Peronosporaceae
Product: copine-like protein, putative
Exons: 6
Coding region: 1-789 (262 amino acids)
Source: RefSeq, a predicted model, not a curated record
AUGGGUUGUGCAUCGAGUAGGGAGACGAAUGCUGCUGGGCCUUUCAAGAAGUUCCAGCCCAUUCCAGACCGCUACGAGACCAUCGAAGAGGUGCAGAGCGACCUCAGGAAGGCUGGUCUAGAAUCAUCGAAUUUAAUACUGGGGAUCGAUUUCACCGAGUCAAACACGUUGACAGGGAAGAAUAGCUUCAGCGGUCGCUGUCUGCACUACAUCGAUCCAACUGGAGCCAUUCAGAAUCCUUUCCAAAGUGUCAUCAGUGCGAUUGGCCGCACACUGGAGGCGUUCGACGACGACAACAUCAUUCCUGCUUUUGGGUUCGGAGACUCCACCACACUAGGUCAACGUUGCUUCCCAUUCACUCAAGGACGCGGCUGUCAGGGUUUUGACGAGGUCCUUAAACGAUACAACGAGAUCACUCCAAAGAUCAAACUCUACGGUCCUACGAGCUUCGCUCCGGUGAUAUACGAAGCUAUCAAGGCUGUGAAACAAGAUCCGGGGUAUUAUAUUCUGGUAAUUAUCGCCGAUGGUCAGGUGAAUGAGCCCGAGGCAACUCGAAACGCCAUCGUCGAGGCCUCAAAAUUUCCAAUUUCUAUCGUCAUGAUUGGCGUCGGUGACGGCCCCUGGGAAAUGAUGGAGGAGUUCGAUGAUCAACUUCCUGCUCGACGUUUCGACAAUUUCCAGUUUGUCGAGUACAAUAAAGUUCUCAAACGCAACAUGAAGAACCCAGAAGCUGGAUUUGCCAUGCAGGCGCUGAUGGAAAUUCCUGGUAAGUACUUUUUGACAUUGUAA